AGGGAGGCAGAAACACUCAGAGCACAGGAGACAGAGAAGCAACCAGGCAGAGAGGGAUCUGGCGGACUGGUGGCCUUGCAUAACACGCAGUACUCACGCAGGUCUUGGUGUGAUCUCCAGCAGGGGGGGACUUCCUUUACCUUCGGCCGGCUGCAGGGCCAGCGCAACCUCCUGAGCAGAAUCCACAGAGAGGAAGGGGAGAGCUGGACCAGCCACAGCGCUAUUUCCACGAGAAGAGAGCAGCACAAAGGAGAGAUUCAAGAAGAGGAGUCCUAGGAAACACGUCUCCAACACACAGACACGCACACACACCCGCACACACACACUGACAGUGAGGAGGAAUCCUUGGACAUGCUCUGCAAGCAGUGGCUGUGGAGAGACUGACUUCUGUCAACAUCGUGGAAGAGAGGGAUCGAUCAGAGAUGAUUCCUCAUGAAGUUUAUGGGGCUCAUUUUGUGAGCUGGAGUAACUCCAUCUUCUCUGGUGUGAGACCUGGAACUGUCCACCAGUAAACACAAAGAAUCAGAGCCACAGAGCAUCCCCAGAGGCUGACCCUGGCACAUAACCACUGAGUGUAGUUAAGUGCUUGAGAAAGGGGCCUCAGAGGAGCCUAGAAGUAAUACGAGGGAAGAGUUAGACCACAGCGAGACAAUGAAAGCCAAUCAAGAGCGGAGCAAUGGAUGUCUGCCUCCUAAGAAGCGUGAGAUCCUGGCUCUGGAGCAGAGGCCAUUGGUAGUAGCCACAACAACACCUCCUGCAGUGGUUACUGAUAGUGCCCAUGCUGAAAACCUAGCAUGGCUGGCCAGUGUAGCCAGUGAACGCUGUAAGUCCAGAGAGUCUGAGAGCCCAAGAUGUCAUGUCUCUUCUGCUUCAUCCUCCUCUCCUUCCACAUCUAUUCCUUCCCCAGCCACUCCUCUUUCUGCAGUGCCCUUGGCAUCUCUACCUGCAGUUUACCCAGCUGCCCUUCCACAGCAAGCCGGGACUAUCCAGUUCGCUCAGCUUGGACCCAAUGUUCAGUUCAUCAGCUCUGGACCAUACGCUGGGUACAUCUCCUCUCACAUCAUCCCAACUAAUGCUACUUCUGUAUCCAACAGCUCUAUAGUAGGCCAGCGCCCACAUCCAGAUGGUUACACCACUGCUCUGCUCCCCUCAAACACCAAAGGGGAGCAGCAGUUUCAAAUAGGCCUCUCCUCCACAGAGCUGGCCCCUGUGUCGCUUUCAAGUUCUCCUCAAGUCACCAGCCAGUACAUCCAUCUGGACAGCAGAACACCUCUGACUGUCAGCGGAAACGCUAUGACAUCACCCGCAGGCCACCUCCAGCUUCACCCUCACACAGCCGUCCUUCCCCAGACGCUAACUCUUGCUCCAUCACAGCUUGUGGUUCAGUAUGCAGAUGGUUCGGGUGGAAAGAAACCAGAUGGGCAUGCUAAGGCUAUGAUGAAUGGGGAAUUGGAGUUGGUGAAACAGGCAAAAGCCACCAGUCAGCCAGCAAAUCAUCAGCAAGUCCAAAGCUAUGAGGCCAGACAUAUCCUUCUACCUGCUGACUAUGGCCAAAAUCCCACAGGGCUCCAGACCUCCUUGGUGCUUUUGGCCCAGCCCAACCACGGAGCUGAACACGAACCUGGCUCAAACAAGAUCUCCUUAGUCCAAACUGAGAAAGGAAGCAUCUGCUUAGGAAAACCAGUUUCCAGAGCCCCCUCCUUCACUUCCCUGUCAACCUCAGAUAUGGUGAAGUCUGUGGCUCCUCAUACUGUCAUCCAGACCACUUUAGCCCACGAGGAGUUGCCAGCCAGUCUCUACUCCACCACACAGCCCCCCAUCAUCGGCUAUAUCACCAGCGCAAACCAGCACGCUGUCAGCUACCAUGCAACACUGCCCCAGCACCUGGUCAUCCCGAGUGGACAGUCCCUCCUCAUCCCAGUCAGCAAUGCAAAUAACAGCGCAGAAAUAGAGGUUGGUCGUACAGUCGGCGCCCUGACUGCCACCACCACUCCUCAGAUAUCGACUGCCAUGCCACAUGCCUAUCUGGCCACAGCGCUGUCCAAGUGCGAGGCACUUGGACCAGAUGGACAUCCACCCUCCCAUGUGGCACAGACUCCAGCAUUGGCAGUACUGCCCUCAAAUCCUGUUCCUGCAGCAGCGGCAGCUUCAUCCCCAGCUCCACCUCCUGUUCUCACUCCUGCCCCCGUUUCUAUCCAGGCCUCCCCAUCCAUCUCUUCUUCUUCAUUAUCUUCAUCUUCUUCAUCUUCUUCUUCUACUUCUUCUUCUUCGCCCGUUGCGCUUCCUCCAUUCUUCAUGCGAGGCUCCAUUAUCCAGCUGGCUGAUGGGGAGCUCAAGCGUGUGGAAGAUCUCAAGACAGAAGACUUUAUCCAGAGCGCUGAGAUCAGCAGUGAGCUGAAGAUUGACUCCAGUACCGUGGAGCGCAUUGACAGUGGCCAAAGUCCUAAUGCUGUGGUCAUCCAGUUUUCAGUAGGAGAGCUCAAAGCUCAGGUGUGUGUGGAGGUUCUGGUAGAGUAUCCUUUCUUUGUAUUCGGCCAGGGCUGGUCGUCCUGCUGCCCCGACCGGACCACGCAGCUGUUUGAGCUGUCCUGUGCUAAGCUGUGCGUGGGUGACGUAUGUGUGUCACUGACCCUGCGGAGCUUGAAGACCGGCUCAGUGACGGACAUUCAGUCCAUGGGGACCAAGCUGAAGACCGCUAACCUCUGUGACUCUUCUCACAACACGGAUCUCAAUAUGAGGAACAAUACGAGUCCCGGUGCUGCAGGCAGUAACAGUGGUCUCCUCAUGAAGGGUUCCAGCGCAGACAGGUUGGAGAGACGGCAGGUUACUGGAACGGGACCAGGAUUUGGGCUACCCGCAGGAAUGGGACCGGUUCAAGGACAAGGAGAGGGCAUCUACAGAGCUGGACCAAUGCUAGCAGUCCCAGGGACUGGAGACGACAGACAUGAACCAAUGAAAACAGACAUGUCUAAAUUACAGUGUGUUGAUCAUCAGAGACACUCGGUCCGCAAGAGGCGCUGGUCAGCUCCCGAGCGAGACCAGACUGAUAAAGUUGAGGAGGAGCCUCCUGUAACUCUGCCCAAACCCUCCUUUAUCCCACAGGAGGUCAAAAUUAGCAUUGAAGGUCACUCCAGUGCUGGGAGAGAAAUAAUGCUUGAACAAAAGAGUGGACUGUUAAGAAAACCUUAAAAUACCUGUGGUUUGCUUUGUGUUUAGCUUCUGUCUUUUACUCUAUCCCAAUUAUUGUAAUAUAGACUGACUUUUGGCAGUAUUUACUUGUUUCCUUUCACACGAGUCUGAUAUCUUUGAUGAAGUACAGUACAGCACCUUCAUGAGUGGUAUCAUACACCAGAUCAGUGCAAUCAAUGCUAAAAGCAAAAAUGAAUGCAGUGCGAAUGUUGAGUAUGGAUGGCAGUCAGACAUCUGAGAGUGAUACAAAUCAGCUGGAUCUCCUCCCUCAUGGAGCUUAAACCUGUUGGAUACAAAUGUUUUAAACAUUACCCUUAUUACACGAUUAAGCACAGACCCCACUGCCGGUGAGUGGGAAGUAGGAAAGUUUAUUUUCACUCCGUUUCAAAAUGUAUUUUAGUGAUGCGGGCAAAAGGUCAAGGGAAAGUGAGACCUUUGGUGCUUUGACGACAUGCUUAGCAAUUAUGGCUGUGACCUCUGCCAUCUUAUGCAUCUGAUAUGGUUUAGAGUUUAUAUUGUUUAUCUUUUUCGUACCAUUGCAUAUGCAUGAUCUGCUGCAGAUGGCCUUGUUUCUCUGUGUUGCUGUGUGUUUGAGCGUGUGUGCCGGCCCGUACGUAUGUGGCACAUGAUUUAAGCUGGUUUUGCUGGUAGCUGUGAACAAAUCAAGAGGAAAACGGCGUGAAUGUAAACCACCAGACACUAUCUCAUGAAAUAUGGAAAAUAUUUCCUUCUUUCUUUCUUUUUUUCUUUUGCAACAACACAGACGAGUGCGCCAGCAAUGCUUUUGCCGUAUGUGUUGCACAUUCACUACGGUAGUUGAAUUCUUUUGAAGUUCCUUAGUCGGGUUUACCUUGACGCAGUGACCUAGAGAUUUGGUCUCAUUUGCAGUAUUUCAGAUAUGUACAGAGAGAAAAUCAAUGUGUUUCUUUGUGAUACCACUGUGUUUUUACAAGAUCUAUAUAUGAAUACAGGCCUUUAACUGCUAUACAAAGCACAGCUGCCAAACUUGGCUAACCCCAUCAAUUUUGGACACAUGCAGUAAUACAGGAAAGUCAACACUAUAGUUUAAUAUUUUGUCUGUCACCAGCAUCAGUAUCAUAGGGAGGUGGUAGGUGGGGAUCUAAGUGAGAAUGCUGGAAAAUGUUGUUUUCUCAUAGCUUAUUGGUUUCCGAAUCCAAAGGUAUCCUUUCUUUUAAAGACAUUCUGCUUUAGUGUCAAUUUUACCCAAAAUGGGAGCAUCAUUUAUAAAACAUGCAAGAAGGCUUGGCUCUCUCAAUUUACAAGCGCACAGGGAAGAAGUUUACGCAGGCAACAAAUAAAGUGAGAAAACACGUAGGAGACGUACACCACAGGAGUUAGGAUAAAGUGCAUUGCAAACAGAAAUCACCCGCAGUCACACUUGGCUGUGAUGUGGGAUUAACCGUAGUGGAAAUGUUCCAACGGUGCACAAAAAAAAGAGCAUUACUGCACCACCUGCAAUUUUACAAUAUUGUUGCAUAUAGGCUACAUGGAAACCAAGUGAAAGUUGGUUAUUAAAAUCCAUGAAUAGAUACCAAAAAGUCACAGAAUAAGGUAUAUUCGUGACCCUGGUUGCUCACUCACCUUCCUGUCCUCAUAUUCAUCCACAUAAUUACAAGUGGAGCUGCGGAAAGUAGAUGGACCUUGAAUGUUGCAUGUAUCGUGUGCUGAAGGAGAUAAUUAAAAAAGACUUGAACAUCCUUUAGCGUAGGAUACAAAACUGUGCAAAAGGAGAAAGAAAAAAAUUGUAAGCUCCUUUUUUUUUCUUUUCGGCAUUCAGCGAAUUCCACCAGAUCUAAUCACAACAGCCACUUGGACAAUUGCAUGAAUAUAAGAAUACUGUUUGAACACAUUACCAUGUUCGCUCCCAAUCACAAACCUAGUUGAUGGUGUUCAUAGUUUUUUUAUACAAUCUUUGCUUAAAACAUGCAGUUUAAAUUGGAAACUUGAUAACGCUUACACAAAGCGAUACAAGCAUUCACUUAUACAAGGAACCUAAUAACUUGUAGUUUAUUGUACCCUAUUUUUAUUUACUUUGCUUUUUUACUUUGCCUUUUAAAUCAGCGAGCUCCUGAGGUUAACACAUGUCUUAUUUUCAUUUUCUACACUACUUGCUUGUGUCUUUGUCUGAUGCAGAACAGAAAAGAAGGCAAUUGUUCUGCUUUUUGAGAUGAAAAUCAAUCCUGAUGAGUGCGUUGAUGGUAUGUUGCCGUUCAAGAAACCACAAUAUUUUUGCUAAAGGAUGCCUAAAAAUUCUACGACAAAUCUGGGAAAAACUGCAGUCAGGUGACAAUUAUUUCAGCGUUUGACAUUGUGCGCAGCCCCUCUAGCUGUGGCGAUGUUGCUUUCUGUAUAGAAAACUUCUAUCUUAGAUAAACAAUCAAUACCAAGUUCACAGAAGCAUUUUUUUUUUUUUUUAAUUUUAAAAUGUAAGCGAUGGUAUGCAUGGUGUCCAUACUUGAUGUGUCAGAGUACCGCUGUUUUGAUCAAAGCAGCACACUCCUAUUAGAUUUGAGUACACGUGAUUCUUAUCUUAGAGAAAAGAGAGCUCUUUUGCUCAUACUCAGGAACAGUGUGUAUCCGUCUGUGUCUGUGUGUGUGUGUGUGUGUGAGAGAAUGUACAGCAGAUGUUUUAGUGUACGUGCGUGUGCCUGAGACAGUACGUGCAUGUUCACAGUCACUUGUACGUUUGGAUUUGGAAAAAGCAGCACUUUGAUGGCUCAUCCAGUUGGAGUGCGGUGGCAGUCGAGCCCCCCUCCAUCAGCUGUUACAUGUAACGACGAGUGUUUCUCAUUGCAUCACACGUCCUGCAGGUUCAUCACAGAGAGAAAACAUUAUGGAAUGUAAACAGACAUUUGGCAAACGUUAUUUUUUCUGAUGAAUUAUAGAGAUACUAUUCAGAGGAAGACAGAGAGAGAGAGAUGAAGAGUUAACUAGUAAAUUAGUGUUAAUCAUGUACAGUGAAUUUUAUCUUAGCAAGUGUACAGUGUGUAUUCUAACCUUUAUAUGGCCUAUGUACUGUAUGUGCCACAGCACCUCCUUCUUCAAUCAUUCCAUUGACUCACCAAUACGAAGAGACGUUCUGCUGCUGAUUGCGUCAGCUCUGGUAUAUUGAUCAAAUGUUCAUGAAUGUCCGAUUGCUCUUUGGGAAACAUCUCCAUAAACGGGCCACCGCAGGAUUAAUUUGACUCGGUGACAUGCAGCGUGUGUGAAAACGGACUGCGGUUUCUUCUAAUAGCCAUUUAACUUUUGAACGGUGUUAAUUGUAAAACCCAGUAACCAGACUGUUCUGUUUGUGUUUGACUCGCUCAGGCUAAACACUGCCCUCUGACUGUUCUCCUCCAAAGCUACGUGGUCUUAUAUCUUUCACUGUUACAAAAGUACAGCUACUACUUGUCUUAAUAGCCAUUUUCUGUCUUUUAACCUGGCCUGUGUUUGUACUUUCGUAAAGCAAAUUAUUUUUCAAAUACAGAUUUGAAAUGUCAUCAUGAUUC
Messenger RNA from Cololabis saira (Pacific saury), 6701 nucleotides. RefSeq names its product ataxin-1-like. Gene Ontology annotation, molecular function: RNA binding; protein binding. The transcript has 3 exons. Gene Ontology annotation, cellular component: nucleus. Bases 652 to 3189 code for a protein of 845 amino acids. NCBI's taxonomy places the organism in Eukaryota, Metazoa, Chordata, Actinopteri, Beloniformes, Belonidae. The record is from RefSeq and is a predicted model, not a curated record. Gene Ontology annotation, biological process: negative regulation of transcription by RNA polymerase II; nervous system development.